This is a messenger RNA of Pimephales promelas (fathead minnow), 3848 nucleotides long. It is a transcript of the gene slc24a6a, whose product is annotated as solute carrier family 24 member 6a. Gene Ontology annotation, biological process: intracellular calcium ion homeostasis; calcium ion transmembrane transport. Lineage: Eukaryota; Metazoa; Chordata; Actinopteri; Cypriniformes; Leuciscidae. Gene Ontology annotation, cellular component: plasma membrane. The record is from RefSeq and is a predicted model, not a curated record. Gene Ontology annotation, molecular function: calcium channel activity; calcium, potassium:sodium antiporter activity.
AAUGUUGAUUGAAUAUAAGGUAGAAAAUUGCAGAGAUACUAGCUAUCCUAAACGUAGUUAGACCCCCCUGUGGUUAAAAAAAAUGAGUUUCUUAAAGUUUCUGGGCCUAUUUGGUACCUUAUUCGUAAAGUAACCCCAAUACUUUGUGAGGACAGUAUAGUCAAAACACUCAAGAGAGCUGAAUAUUUGCUGGACAAGGGUGUUCUUCUUGUGAACCCUGCAUGAGGGCGCAGUUAGUUGUGAGUCUGGGAAACACCCUCGGUGACGGAGUCGAGCGCCGUGUGUGUGGAGGGAGGAGAGAGCGAGAAAGAGAGAUGGAGGUGGAUGUGAUAAGAAUGCUUAUAAGCUGAGACAAUACGUGAAAAACAUUUUUUUUUCUUGGUCAAUGAUAGCUUAAGAUAUUUUCGCUGUUUCGUUACGUUACUAAACAUCCGAAAGGGGUAAAUAUCGGUAAGUGAAAGAUGUGUCUGGAAGCAGUGGGAUGCUAGGGCGACAAACGUAUGGCUGCAUUUAAGCAAGCAAGUCCGCCGUAUGUAGAAAAGAGAGGCCAAUAUAGGUGGUGUGAAUGAAAGAAGAGGGCUUCUCUCUUCUCUCUCUCUCAUGUUUUGAGAGGUGUGGUGGAGGGAUGAAGGCGGUGUUGAUAUCGAGACGGCAGCGGCUCUUCUAUCGGCUCUUGAUAUGUGCUGUCGGGCUCAUCGCCAUCACCUGCUUCGCUCAAAUUCUUCAUGUAACAGCCCAUUCCAAAGAGGAUUCAGACCUGACCUGGGCUGGGCGUAAACUGACCCAGCAAAUCGUCAAUGAGAACCAGACAUCAAGCACACCCAGAGCUGCUAUCCAUGAAUUUCCAGAGGACAUCUUCACUAAGGGACAGAGGAGGCAUGGGGCAAUUCUACUGCAUGUGUUUUGUGCAGUUUAUAUGUUCUAUGCCCUUGCCAUUGUCUGCGAUGUCUACUUUGUCCCCUCUCUGGAAAAAAUCUCCGCGAAUCUGCAGCUCAGUGAGGAUGUUGCAGGUGCCACCUUCAUGGCAGCAGGCAGCUCCGCACCCGAGCUUUUCACAUCUUUGAUCGGUGUGUUCAUCACCAAGGGAGACCUGGGGGUGGGAACUAUUGUGGGAUCAGCUGUCUUCAACAUCCUGGUCAUCAUCGGAGUUUGUGGAAUAUUUUCUGGACAGACCAUCAAGCUGACCUGGUGGCCGCUCUUCCGCGACUCCAUCUUCUACAUCCUCUCUGUGCUGGCCUUGAUUCUGAUCAUAUAUGAUGAUAAAGUAAUCUGGUGGGAGACUAUAAUCCUCAUAUCAAUGUAUGGAGUUUACAUCCUUAUCAUGAAGUUUAACAGUCAGAUUUUGGGCUGGGUGGAGCAGAGGUUUGGUAUCCCAGGUCAUCCGUGUUUGGUGAGCAGUCUGUGCAGAGAUGUGUCGGUAGGAGAGGCAAGCCCCCACUGUGACACCUCCAUGAUCCUCUUGAAGAAAGGUCAGAAUGCGGGUGGCCAGGACUCCCCGGUGGUGAUGGUGGAUGAGUUGAUGAGUCUACACCCUCACCAGUUCUCUUUUUCAGAGGCAAGCCUCCGUGUCAUGAUCACGCCCCACUUCUCCCCCCGCACUCGCCUCAGCAUGGCCGGACGCAUGCUCAUCACUGAGAGGCAGAGACUAAUUCGAAACAGGAGCCCUGGAGACAGCAGUGGCAGCGGAUCAGGGGACACUGCCGGCCAAGAUGGUCCAGGCAUGGAGGGGGUUCCUUGGGGUCUGGAGAAUGGAGGGGCCAUUGAGAGUGAAACACAACCCCUGGAGGAACCCAGACAGAGGGGCCAAGGAGAGGAGUUAGAACGUGUAGCAGAUAUAGAGGAUGCUCAGCCUGAAGAGGAAGAAGAAGAGGCAGAUGAAGAACAACCCUUCAGACCUCUUACCGUGCCAGAGGGGCGCUGGGAGCAAGUGAAGUGGUUGUUUUCAUGGCCUUUAGGCUGCCUGCUGUACUACACUGUCCCUAACUGUGUUUUGCCGCGCUGGGAGCGCUGGUUUAUGGUUACCUUUGUGGCCUCAACACUCUGGAUUGCCGUGUUCUCCUACCUCAUGGUGUGGAUGGUCACCAUCAUCAGUUUUACAUUGGACAUUCCAGAUGUUGUCAUGGGUAUUACCUUUCUAGCAGCAGGCACCAGUGUCCCAGACUGCAUGGCUAGUCUCAUAGUUGCCCGUCAAGGUAUGGGAGACAUGGCAGUGUCCAACUCUAUCGGCAGCAACAUCUUUGACAUUCUGCUGGGUCUUGGUUUCCCAUGGGCUUUGCGCACUCUAGUAGUUGAUUAUGGGUCAAUAGUCUUCAUUAACAGUAAGGGGCUGGUGUACUCUGUGAUUCUCCUUCUCGCUUCUGUUUUUCUCACUGUACUGAGCGUGCACCUGAACCACUGGAGGCUGGACCGGAGGUUAGGUCUUGGGCUUAUGUUCCUGUAUGUCAUCUUCCUGCUCUGUGCCAUCUGCUUUGAGAAACUCUAGAUCACACUGUUCGUAUUUUGCUUGACUGUAGGAUAGAUCUAGUCAUAGAUAAACAUAUUUUAGCCCCAGUCACUGCCUUAUUAGUAGCGGUUAUUUCAGCCAUGGUUUGAACCGUGACUCUGCUCUGGUACGUUAAAGGCACACUAUGUCGAAAUUGUGUUUUUGUCAAACAGUGACCCCUUAGUCACUGUGGAAUACUUGCACUGUUGUGAAUGGCUAGCUAGACAUAUGUGGAAAUUAUUGGACUGGUCUAAUUAUCAACAGUGGGUGAAUGAACAGUAUCGUAAAAAAGGACAUACAAAAUAGAACGCAAACAAGUUUAGAAAUAAGAGAUUUACUUCAUCCAUCAACAAGAUCGCCAGGUCAGCAUCGCUGUCAGUGUUGCUUUUUAGGUCUUGCCACCAACUAGUGAAAGCCCGACCAAGUGGCACUCUUUUCCGUUUCCUCACACGGUCAAAUUCUCUUUUCCUUUUUCAAGUCUUUUCCGACCACGUUUUAUUUGCUUUUUCCAUCUUGGAGUAUCACCUCUGAAAUGCACGCAAGUUUCUUCAUGUUUCAUAUGUUGUUGUUGAUGUGUAUGACGUCGUUGCCGUAAAGCAUUUCGUGAUUCUUGCAAGAUUUGUCGGGGGCUUCUCUGUCAAACUUGAAUGGCUGGUUUUCACAAUGGCGUCCCCCCCAACCUUUACCAGGAUGAUUCGCCCUACUAUGAGUUUGUUUGCCACCGAAAUGACUUUGAAGCUGUUUUAUUAAGGUACAAUUCUUGCAUAGUGUGCCUUUAAGAACAGUCAAGUUCUACACACGGCUUCAAGCCAAUCACCUGCUAGACAGUGCUGCCAAACUCAAGGAGACUGUACUGCAUACUGUACCUCUGAAACAUUUCUACUUAACAUUCUACUUUAAGAAAACAAAAAUCAGUUUCAAUUACAAGAUGUGAUGAAUUUAUAAAGCAGUGUUAAAUGUUUACAGCACACAGAACACUUCCUCUAACCUCGCCUUUUGCAUAUUUUUAUUCUGAAAUCUUGUAAUCACAGUCAAGCGUGAUGUGAAGAAAAAAAACUGAUAUUGGAAAAGUGUUACUACUGAAAGAAAGAUUUCUAUUAACUAGGGUGACCAUUUUGAUUACCGAAAACCAGGACACUCGGGCCGGCAAACAGUUACUCAAAUGAUACUCGAAGUUUACUCAAAGAUGCCUUAUUAAUUUCAAUACAUAUAAAAGUAGGCUAUGCCUCCUCUGUAUGGAUAGAAAAUUGUUAUAUUACAAGACACAAAUUCAGAUAGGCUUCUCAGAGGUUACUCAACAUGUUUUAUUAUGACAGGUUUAAAAAAUAAUGAAAGAAAUAAUGAUAGAAAUAAUGUCUCUACUGUA